AUGUUAACAGACAUGUUCUUGCAUGAUUUUUUGGUUUCAAUUCUUCCCACGCUGCUAGAGGAUCUUCCCACGCUGCUAGAGGAUCGCCUUCUUCUGGACCCUCAACUUGUCCAGAAAGCCAGCCUUGCUUUGCUCGCAGAGAGCGCGCUGGUUUCAUUCACAAUUAGCCCGUUCAUUCACCACCAUGUUGACCGGCUUGAAAAUGAUAAUUGGCUGCUCGCCGGCCUGAUCGGUGAGCUGCUUGGUUCUAUGGCGGUCGCUUCUGCUAAUUCAUUAUCCAUUCUGUUCUCCGGUCGCUUUGUGCAAGCGGUCGCAAACACAAGCGUCGGAAUACUUGGAUUGACCAGCCUGUCACGAAAGGUAUCAACAGAUGAGUUGGACAAGAUAAAUGGAAUUAUCACCGUUGCCCUCGCCAUGGGCUCAACUGCUGGGCCUUUGAUUGCGGGUUCCCUUCUUCAGCUGGCGGGUUAUUGGAGAGCUUGGAAUUAUGCAUUCAUUGCAAGCUUGGUUGGCAUUGGACUCCAAUUUCUGAUGGUAGACACAAAGAAACCUCAAAUGCAUGGUAGGCCGAGGCCAGCAGAUCAAAAUUCCAGCGAAGCAUCUGUUGUUGAUGAACAAAGCCCCUUAAUACCAACACUCGUGACCGAAAAUGCUGUCGAGAUACAAGGUCUGCUUUCCUGGAAGAGAUUCAACAUGACCUUGUACGUUUAUCUUUUCAGGAAUAGCCAGUAUAUUGGAGGCAUCGUCAGUAGCAUCUGCUAUGCAGUUGUUUCAUCAAGCUUCAGUACCACGUUGCCCCUACACGUUCGUCAUGUUUUCAAUUGGGGAAGUCUGCCGACGGGGCUUCUCUUUGGAGCAAUCCAAGGCCCGAAUGCGUUUCUUGGCGUUCCAGUAGCAUGGUUGAAGAAACGAAUAGGCACUCGCCAUCCAACGACUUUUGGUUUCGCUAUCCUGGCCAUAAUGUUAUGGCUCAUAGGUAUUCCAGGAGAGGAGAAAUUCCCGUGGUUUAAUCGUGAAAGUCGAGACGAGAUUUUGUACGUAACAGGUGUCAUGGGAGCGGGAGUUUCCAUGUCCUUGUUGAAUGGGGUUGGCAUGAUGGAAGCCACUAAUGCCGUUUACGAGUUGGAGACUGAACACCCAGAAGUAUUCGGCAAACGUGAAGGAUACACCAGGGCGGUGUUUGUCACCCGAAUGAGUUGGACGCUUGGGACCUUUGUCGGGCCCAUUCUUUCGGGAACGCUAAGCGAACGAAUCGGAUAUUACGCGAUGAAUUGCGUCGGGGAUAUGCACUAUGUGUUCCCUUUUUGCGUUUUGGAACUUGAAAUCCACCGUGCCUCGGCAUCCCGUCAGUGGGCUAGUGAGGAAGUGAAAACCGAGCGUUCCGACAAGGCAGUCCGAGUCGCGUAA
This is a messenger RNA of Penicillium verhagenii, 1407 nucleotides long. RefSeq lists its product as uncharacterized. The coding region runs from base 1 to 1407 and encodes 468 amino acids. Gene Ontology annotation, biological process: transmembrane transport. The record is from RefSeq and is a predicted model, not a curated record. The transcript has 5 exons. Gene Ontology annotation, molecular function: transmembrane transporter activity. NCBI's taxonomy places the organism in Eukaryota, Fungi, Ascomycota, Eurotiomycetes, Eurotiales, Aspergillaceae.